Molecule: messenger RNA, 2849 nt
Organism: Botrytis cinerea B05.10
Lineage: Eukaryota; Fungi; Ascomycota; Leotiomycetes; Helotiales; Sclerotiniaceae
Gene: Bcmcm1
Product: Bcmcm1
Exons: 5
Coding region: 1421-2104 (227 amino acids)
Biological process (GO): positive regulation of transcription by RNA polymerase II
Molecular function (GO): protein dimerization activity; DNA-binding transcription factor activity, RNA polymerase II-specific; RNA polymerase II cis-regulatory region sequence-specific DNA binding
Source: RefSeq, a predicted model, not a curated record
CGCCGUGGAUUCCUUUGGAACCAUUUUUUCCAAUCUCAUCGUCUGUGCAAUUUUGGGAAAAAGUUUAAUGGAGGAAUAUAUGGAACGCGACUAACCCAUCUUCACCAGUUAUAUGCUAGCAUGCGAUUGAAUCGAAUCGGCAUGCACAGAUACUUUCAUGGACGACCCAUUCCACUGCCCACGGCGCCAGCACUUGAUUGGCCCAUCUCUCCAACAAUUCCUAUGUCCAUCACACCACAGAUUAGCCACUCUCCACUCUGCACUGCACUCUCCCCUCUCCCCUCUCCACCCUCCCUCUCCCACUUAUUAUUGCAAGUCUUACACAAAGUUCACAAAUCCCCCCCCACCGUUCCUUCCCGCAUACAAUAGUUUGCAGUACAAGACAUUGCGGCCCACUUUUCCGCACCCAGGGGACCCUUCGACCAACCACUUUGGCUACAACGGAACUACUGGCUGCACUGCACACUUUCCCGACCGAGCACAUUUUUCUGACUUUACUCGAUGCAUCCGUCUUGACUUCACCUCAUACAACCACAACCCCAGCCUCCCCCGGUGUCCCAUCUUUUUUUCUACUUUCUAACUUGUCGCUUGUGUCUACGGAAGCAUCUGUGUGCAAUUACUUUCACAAGAAGUCUCCUUCUCAGGAACGAAGCACAAGAAAUAGGUCCAGAGUCCAGACGCUCCAACCGGUACUAUUGCCAUUGCUAUUACCACGACGACGACGACGACGACCACCACCACCACCACCACCACGGCAACCACCACCGCCGCCACGCCCACGCCCACCACUGCGACUGUAUUAUUGCUACUGCGGCACGAAACAUCAACGCGCAAGAGCCCCCUCCUCCAAAAACAGUUACCAUUUUACCAUUCCAGUCCCGUUGCCCAUCUAACAACCAAUACCAUCCACGCUUACAUCAUCCACCACAUUUGCCUUUAAGGAGUACUCCUCGAUCCAUCACCGUUGCAUUUCCAUUUACAAUCAUAUUACAUACAAUUACAUCCACCCGCAUCAGGUAAAUUCAUUCCUCGAUUCAUUCAAUCAAUCCAAUCCAGUCCCAUCCAGAUCAAUUCCAUCCUGUCCAAGCCACCCACCCAUUCGCCCUCUCUCCCUCUUUACCGCUUUUCUCGGUGCUCGGCAACCAAGAAAAACAAGGCGCGCGGACGGCCUUUGCUCUUCCAGUUAAAUUUCAGCCCAUCUUUUUUUUCUUUCGUAGGCUGAGAUAAUAAACUCGGCUCAACCCAAAAAUUCCCACCAUUCUUAAUCAAGUCUUCGUUAACCAGGUUUCUGCGACAAAGCAGGACAACAGCCUCUCCACCACUUCCCCAUAAGCAGUAAGGUCGUCGGCAACCACCUCAAAACAGUCAUUCUCGUCAUACCUUACCUCAAUUAAGUUAUCUUAUAAUAAAUCUUAUCAAAAUGGCCGACAUCACGGAUCAACACGACCAAAAUUCCCCAACAGCUCUCGAUGAACAUGCUGUCGGCAAUGGAAACCCAAUUGCUGGAUCCGAUGCUCGUGGUAUUAAACGCGCAAGACCUGCCACCGCCGAUGACGACGAUGACGAUGAUGAUAAACCCGGUCGCGAAAGAAGAAAAAUCGAGAUCAAAUUCAUUACAGAUAAAUCGCGUCGCCACAUCACCUUCUCGAAAAGAAAGGCCGGUAUCAUGAAGAAGGCAUACGAAUUGUCAGUCUUGACUGGGACUCAAGUUUUGCUCUUAGUCGUGUCCGAGACUGGUCUUGUAUACACUUUCACAACACCAAAGUUACAACCUUUGGUCACAAAGGCGGAAGGAAAGAAUUUGAUUCAGGCUUGCUUGAAUGCGCCCGAGCCUUCUGGGAAUGGUGAGAACGGAGUUGAUGAGAACACUGUCGAAUCACCCGAGGAGCCAACUCCACAACAUUUACCUCCACAACAACAAGGUCGUCCUGGAAUGCCUCAACAGGCACCACAAAUGCAUCAAGGUUAUGGCGUUGGCGUACAAGGGCUAUCGCAGGAACAGCAACAAGCUAUUGCUUAUCAAAAUUAUAUGGCUCAUCAACAACGAGGAGGUUAUAUGCCUCCACAAGCUGGCAUGCCACAACCGCAGACACAUCAAUCAUAAUACAAUCGCGAAGUCCCAGUACACGAGACGGGUCAAAUAAGUCUUUGAAACUUUGAUACCCGGCACAUAAUGCAAGAGUGUUCUGCACCAAUCGUGUCUUGCGGGGUUCGAUUCUCUAAUGUUGUUUCCGAAGGUGUUAAGGUGUCUUUUUUUUUUUUUCUUUCUAUUAUAUGGGGGCUCUCUUUCAUUUGGUCUGCACAGACGUAUUUUCCACAUCACCAAAACAGACACAAUUUGCGAUAAUGAGAUUAAUAAACCUUGCCACCAUUUGGAAUUCUGAAUAUGGUAAAAGGGAAGGGGGCGUGCAAGGCGGUUGGUUGGUGCGGGGGCUUUGGCAGGCAAGGUGGGCGGCCAAUGUUUGGUUCUGCGAAUUCCUCCUUUUUCUUCUGUUUCUCUCGUCUGAACGGUUGGGUUUUUGCAUGGUGAUGCAUGCAUGGUGACGGUGAUGGUGGAUGAUGCAUUGAAAGAUAACAUAGUUCAUUCAUGAUGGGAUGAUAUCAAAAGGAUGGUUCGUGGGAAGUGGGUGCAGGUAAUCAGGCAAAUUUCUAGCUCGAGGUCAGGUCGUUGUAGCAGCUCUCUCUUGUACAGUAAAAUCAUUUGGGGAUGAGAACUAAAUGAAAUAAUUGGUCUGUUCAGAAAGUUUCUAAAGUGCGCAGUGAUUUUCCUGACGAUUUUGCAAGAGGGACUUUAUCGGAAUGAAAGAAUGUUAAGUAUGAAAUAGAUGAGAUGAAUUUGCUUCUGAUGA